Lindgomyces ingoldianus is the source of this 814-nucleotide messenger RNA. RefSeq names its product ribosomal protein S18. Gene Ontology annotation, biological process: mitochondrial translation. The record is from RefSeq and is a predicted model, not a curated record. The coding region runs from base 34 to 648 and encodes 204 amino acids. NCBI's taxonomy places the organism in Eukaryota, Fungi, Ascomycota, Dothideomycetes, Pleosporales, Lindgomycetaceae. Gene Ontology annotation, molecular function: structural constituent of ribosome; small ribosomal subunit rRNA binding. Gene Ontology annotation, cellular component: mitochondrial small ribosomal subunit; ribosome. The transcript has 3 exons.
CACCUUCCACCAGCAAUUGCGAUUGCCAUUUCCAUGUCGCUGACCCUGCUCCCAGUCCCACUUCCAGCAAGCCUGCGUGGACAAUGCGUGCGAGGCUUUUCUUCCGCCGUCCGCCGCUGCAACAAUGACAUAUUGAACAUUCUGCAAGGGUCGAAGGCCUCGCAAAGUCACCCAUCCAAUGCCGCGCCCAGACCUGCCCCCCAAACUGCCUCCCCGUCCCGCAGUACCUUCGCUCAGCAACUGCUGCCAAAUCCACGGUCGACGGCUGCAGAGUCGGAAAGAUCGGCCAGGGUCGAGGCCUUCUCGCGCCAGAUUUUCCGCAAGUGGCAGCCUGGCGAUGUGUACGCACCACAUGACCUGUCCGGCCCGGAGCAGAAAAAGUGGAAAUUUGGACGGCAGACACCUCAGACCGAUGCCUUUGACACACUGGGCAUCAACCCUGUCAACGAAUACAAGAAUUUCACGAUGAUGUCUGAGUAUAUGACGGAAAUGGGACGGAUAAAGCACUCCAACCAGACCGGUCUGCGACCCGUCAACCAGCGAAAGAUUGCAAAGGCGAUAAGAAGGGCCAUUGGUCUGGGUCUGAUGCCUAGUGUGCAUAGGCACCCUCUGGUUCUGAAGAAAAGCUCCCCGACCCGUUUUUUAUGAGCUCGCAAGCACUCAUGUUCGAGGCGUAUUGAGACAUUGUAACAUCAUUGCAUAGCAAGCGUAGAAGCGAUACUUGUACAAUGCAUGUACAUUGACACAUCUUUCUCCGCGUAUCGAACUUAUCACAGCUCUACUACUCACAGUUUUCUCUGAAUCGUCACCCCAG